CUUGGUAGCAAACAGCAAACGUGCCAUUCUAGCUCUUUCGCUCGCCAUGGAAUGGCUGCAGGCGUACUGGUGCAUUAGCCUCCCGACCAAACCGCUGGACGUCGUCCACGCCGAGCGCUACCUCUUUGUUUUUCCUCGAGCGCAUCGCCCGCCGCUCGUGCUGCACUGCCUGCGGUUCCACCGGUGGUACAUCUUUCUCGCGGGGUUCCUCGCGCAGCUCUGCGCCGGCAUCCUCUAUGCAAUGAUUGUCGUCUUCGAGUCCUUUGCCGGCGUCUUCUUUGAGGACCCCGACCUCAUUUCUGGCGCGCUUCGGUCGCUCGUCGUCGGCGUCAUCGCCUACUGCAUCAUUGCCGCCUUCCUCACGCCCCUCCUUGAGCGCCGCGGGCCCCGCUGGUCCAUGCUCUUUGGUACCUCCUUUGUCGUCUUUGGCUACCUCGGCCUCGAAGUCGCGCUGCUCGCACGCCUCUGGCCCAUGAUGCACAUUGGGCUGCUCUUUUCCAGCGUGGGGCUCGGCGUCGUGCUCUUGACGUCCAUCUCGACCGCGCAAAAGUGGGCGCCCGACCUCCGCGGCACCAUCAGCGGCCUCUGCUCGGUUGGGUUCAGCCUCGGGCAGCCGCUCUGGAAUUGGUACUUUGAGACGCUCGAGGAACAUGGCGUGCCGCUGCAGCACUACUACUGGUUCGUUUUGGCGGUCAUGCUCCCGCUCCUCGGGCUCUGCACGCUCAUUCUCCGGACGCCGCCGCCCGAUUUCUUCGUCCGCGGCCACGACAUGCACGGGAUUCCGGUCGACCGCGCGGUCAAGGCCGACGUCAUCCACGACGAAUUCCUAAAGGUUGGCAUGACACUCGUCAACUUUGACGCGAUUCGCCGUCGCUCGAACGAGUCGGGCACGACCGACGCCGAGGUCACGACGCGGCAGUACCACGAGCAAGUCAAGGCGCUCACCCUCAUGCAGUGCGUGCUCUCGACCGACUUUGUCUGUCUCUGCAUGGCGUUUGUCGCGCUCUCGACGCUCAAUUUACCGUACAUUCCGCUCGCGGCGCCGGGCGCCUCGUGGGCCACCGACUAUGCGAUCGCGAACGCGGAGUCGCUCAAGCUGCACGGUGCGCUUCUCGGGUUCGCCGGGCGACUGGGCGUCCCGAUGGUCUCGGACGCGGUCAUUUGCGUCUUUUACGCCAACCCGGCGUUUGCGCGCAAGGUGACCUUUGUCGCCGUGCUUCUAUUGGCCGUGAUUGCGCUCCCGAUCUGCGCCAGUGACUUCGACAGCACCGUGCCGGCCAUGAUCUACGUGACCAAAUUUUGCGGCGGCGCGGCGGCGUCGCUCGUCGUAUGCUUCCUCACGGACAUGUACGGCGUCUACAACAUGGGCGCCAUGUAUGCGUUUGCGUGGAGCAUCUGGGCGACCGUCCUCCUCUUUGUCGCGCCGCUCGUCAAGGUCGGCGUCGAUGGGGAUACGCUGCUGGUGUUCUGGGCGCUCUGUCUCGCCGGGCUCGUGCUGCUCGUCUUUGUCCGGACAACGUCCCGCGACCGGUUCUACGACGGCUACCGGCUCUCGCUCUGUGGGCGAUCGAUCGUGGAUCUUCCGUUUGGCCCACGGGACGACGACGCGCGCGACGACGACGUGCGGCCGCCAACCAUGUCGCCCGAGCGCGGCUCCUUCUUCAUUUAUGAAAUCGACUCGGACAAUGGUUUUCAAAAAGUGCACGUCUAGGAGCGUGCCACGUAAUUUAUUUCGAUUGUGUACA
Molecule: messenger RNA, 1745 nt
Organism: Saprolegnia diclina VS20
Lineage: Eukaryota; Oomycota; Saprolegniomycetes; Saprolegniales; Saprolegniaceae
Exons: 2
Coding region: 47-1711 (554 amino acids)
Biological process (GO): transmembrane transport
Molecular function (GO): transmembrane transporter activity
Source: RefSeq, a predicted model, not a curated record